AUGUCGGGCGAUCUGGAUAUCGACUUCACGCGCCGGAACAAGAAACCGCGCCCGCUUUCUGAGCAUGAGAAGGAGAAGCUGGAUGAGUUUGUCGACGCGAUCCACUACUCGGCAAGGUACUCGGACGACGUCUACGAAUAUCGCCAUGUACAGCUGCCCAAGCAGAUGCUGAAGGCGAUUCCCAAGGACUACUUUGAUGGCGCACGAGGCACACUGAAGUUGCUGUGGGAAGAGGAGUGGAGGGCACUGGGAAUCACUCAGAGUUUGGGAUGGGAACACUAUGAGGUACAUGAGCCAGAGCCGCAUAUUUUGCUCUUCAAGCGACCUAUCAACUACCAGCCGCCUAUGCACUGA
Molecule: messenger RNA, 354 nt
Organism: Bipolaris zeicola 26-R-13
Lineage: Eukaryota; Fungi; Ascomycota; Dothideomycetes; Pleosporales; Pleosporaceae
Exons: 4
Coding region: 1-354 (117 amino acids)
Biological process (GO): regulation of mitotic cell cycle
Cellular component (GO): SCF ubiquitin ligase complex; cyclin-dependent protein kinase holoenzyme complex
Molecular function (GO): cyclin-dependent protein serine/threonine kinase activator activity; ubiquitin binding; protein kinase binding
Source: RefSeq, a predicted model, not a curated record